UCAAGCCGCUUUUACUAGCAAGAUGGCUGCGUAGUCGGCGAGUACCACCUGUGAUAAAAUCAUUGUUUUGGUAGCCAGAGGAUUUCUUUUUGUGAUAAGUCGGCGAUUCAUUUGCACUUGGCAGACUUUAACUUCAGACAUUUAGAUAGAAAUUGGCAUACAGUUGACAUAAAAUGAAGUCGGACGUGGAAGAGUUGAUGCCGAGGCUGCUUCCCGUUGAGUUUGGAACCAGUACCGAGGCCCUGGACCUGAACGGUCCCCCGAGAAACCCCCGGGAAUACCUCCGACAAGUCCAGUUGGAGGCAUCACUGUGUCCAGAGGUGGUGGUUGCUCACAUUGACCCCAAGAAACUGAAGAAGAAACAAACUGUUAAUGCCUCUGUGGCAGGUUGCCAUGCUGCUCCAGUGGGUUUCUCCCCCAGUCUCAGUUGGCAGCAGCAGCAAGUCAGUAACUUCUCAGAUAUCAGACAGAGCAUCGCAAAGAACAGGAAACACUGGAGCAACCAGACUCUGGAUGAUAACGUGCAGAUGCCAAAGCUAACAGAUGAAGACGGCUGGAAAAGAUUUUGUUUAGGAGAGGCGGUCUAUCUGGGCACCUUGUCCUGCCAAACAGAUGCUCAAGCAGAGCCAGCGCUGGACUAUAGCAAGGUGGGCUUCCCUCCCUUUCUAAGCAUAGUCAGCAGACUGAACCAGUCCACAGUGCUGAUGCUGCUGGAAAUUCUAAUCUGUUGGUUUGAGGAACACGGGUUUGUUCCACAGUUGGGUUGCUGGUUGUAUUCUUUGUUGGCCUGCCUGGAGAAGCCUCUGCUGCCUGAAGCUCACUCCUCCAUCAGACAGCUGGCCAGGAGAUGUGCUCAACUCCGCAGUACACUGGAGAGUCAGGAGGAUGAGCAACUGCCUGCCCUCAACCUGCUCAUCUGUCUUGUUGCCAGAUACUUUGAGCAGAAUGACCUGGCAGACCAGCCGGAGCCAACAGAGGGUUGAACUGUAGUGACCUAUCAACAAGACAUUGAAGAAAAUGUUGAGUCCUCUCAGUGAUGCAGCAUUCGAUCUCUACAGUUAAUAAGAAACCUUUGGAAUUUGAAGAUGGAGACUCUCCAAACAAGUACAAUCAGUGAAGAGAACUUAACAUUUUCAAGGAUGCAACACUACACACGGCCAUGCAGAGGGCUGUGGGGGUUCUGAGUGUGUUGCAAUGAAAGUUGACGGAACCAAAAGGGACUGGAUAAUGACCACAAAACCUGUAUUAUUUCAAGUAACUUGCUGAUGUGAAUGGACCUGCUGAUAUGGGACAGAAGCCAGAGCAGCCUGAUUUGCAUUUGAUAAGUGGUACAUGUUCUUUGUGAAUUUAGCCCUGACAUUCAUAGACAAAAUGCAAGAUUUGUCUAUUAAACUGUUUAUUUGUAGUAUAA
This is a messenger RNA of Micropterus salmoides (largemouth bass), 1411 nucleotides long. RefSeq names its product gem (nuclear organelle) associated protein 2 (gene gemin2). Gene Ontology annotation, cellular component: nucleus; spliceosomal complex; SMN complex. Gene Ontology annotation, biological process: spliceosomal complex assembly; spliceosomal snRNP assembly. The transcript is spliced from 10 exons. The record is from RefSeq and is a predicted model, not a curated record. NCBI's taxonomy places the organism in Eukaryota, Metazoa, Chordata, Actinopteri, Centrarchiformes, Centrarchidae. The coding region runs from base 174 to 983 and encodes 269 amino acids.